Pipistrellus nathusii (Nathusius's pipistrelle) is the source of this 2109-nucleotide messenger RNA. The record is from the annotation of a GenBank genome assembly. NCBI's taxonomy places the organism in Eukaryota, Metazoa, Chordata, Mammalia, Chiroptera, Vespertilionidae.
AUGCUGGAUGGUCAUUUAUUCUCCGAGGGGCCCGGCAGCCCCCGGGAGCGCCAGGAUGAGGAGUCUGCAAGCUGCCUCUGGGUGCAGAAAUCCAAGCUGCUGGUGAUCCAAGUGAAGACUAUUUCCUGUCGUUAUAGUCCCCGUGCCCCUCCUCGACAGACCAUGGACUUCCAGGCCGGCCACUGGAUCCGCGAGCCCCAGAGCCACACGUGUGGGCCGCGCCCAGCGUCCCCUGAGCCGCCUCCCCGCCGGCCCUGGGCCGCCAGGGUGCUGCAGGAGGCGACCAACUGGCGGGCGGGGCCCGCAGCCGAGGCCCGGGCCCGGGAGCAAGAGAAAAGGAAAGCGGCGUCGCAGGAGCGCGAGGCCAAGGAGACCGAGCGGAAAAGGCGCAAGGCCGGCGGGGCCCGCAGGAGCCCCCCGGGCCGGCCGCGCCCGGAGCCUCGGAACGCCCCUCGGGCGGCACAGCCCGCAAGGCUCCCGGCUCCAUCGCGGCCCGAGCGCCUGGGGCCGCUGGGGCUGCCGCCCCGUCCACCCGUGCAGCCGCCGAGCGACCCGAGGGCGGCGUGGGUGGGGCCCUGGGGCGGCCGGAGGCCGGGGCCCCCGAGCUACGAGGCUCACCUGCUGCUGAGAGCCGCCGCGGGCACGGCCCCCCGCCGCCGCUGGGACCGCCCGCCCCCCUAUGUGGCGCCACCUUCCUAUGAAGGCCCCCACCGGACUUUGGGGGCCAAAAGGGGCCCCGAUCCCUCCCGGGCGCCCGUCUCCUCAGCCCCUGCUCAGACUCCGGCCAGGACAGAGGGGGGGCACACAAAGAAAAGGCUGGACCCUCGGAUUUACCGGGACGUCCUAGGGGCUUGGGGGCUUCGACAGGAACGGGGUCUCUUGGGGGGGUCUCCGGGCUGUGGACCGGCUAGGCCACGGCUGGAGCCCCGCAAGGGGGCCGCAGAGAAAAGCCUGGGGCCGGCUGCUGCUGGCCGGAACAGUGGGAGCGACCGCCACCCCCAAGCCAACCCCGCUGGGAACCCAGCUUCCGGGGGGUCGGCCACGGAGACUCGCAGCCCCCCGCGUCCCGCCCCCAGGUCCAGGCCCCGUCUCCAGGGCCCCGGGGAAGGGAAAGCAUGCAGAGCACAGAGCUGGCUCCCCAGAUCCUGGAACCCCUCCCUUAGAAAGCACCCGCCCCCACACAGCCAGACCCUGCCCAGGCCCUGGGCUCCGGGGGGCACCGGAUCCAGAGAGUCCCCGGGUCCCAGAGGGAGGGCCGGGCCCCUGGGGGGCGGGAGGGCACCCCGCCGCGCCCACACCCUGCCCCGCAGCGCCAGCGGCCCAGCCCGCGGAGAAGGCAUUUUUGUCAUUGACGCCACGUGCGUGGUGAUCAAGUCCCAGUACGUCCCGACUCCGCGAACCCAGCGCGUGCAGCUUCUGCCCGCGGGGCCGCCACGCGCGGCGGGAGACGCCCCCGGCCGCCCGCAGCCGGGCCAGGAGGAGGGCGCGGGGGCCGCGGCCUCUCCCUCCCCUCGCCGAAAGCUGCAGUCCGGCAGCCGCCUUUCACCACAGCCAUCUGCGGGGCGCGGGUUCGAAGACAACGAGGGCGGGGAGCCCGCCGAGUCCUCCUUGGAGGAGCGCGCCUCCCGCAUCCUGGGGCUCCCGGCGGACGAAGUGCACCUGCCGGGCGCCCCCGCGCAGCCGGGGAGCCUCGGGCGCUCCGCCGCGGGCCCGGCGACCUCCGGAGGCGCGCAUCCUGCCGAGGAGGGCUCAGGGGACGUGGCGGGGCUCCGGCGGCCCGCGGGGCGGGGCUGGGCGCGGACCCCGGGGCCCUACGCCGGGGCCCUGCGGGAAGCCGUGUCCCGCAUCCGCCGCCACACCGCCCCGGACUCGGACUCGGACGAAGCUGCGGAGCUCGGCGCGCACAGCAGCUCUUCGGAUGGGAGCGACACGGAGGCCGCCGGCGCCCCCUGGCGGGAGGAGCGGGCCGGCUGCCGCGAAGGGGGGAAGACCACGCAGCCCGACCACAGUAUCCGCAAGAUUCUGGAUGUCAUCAGCCACACCGAGGAGGCCCUUUUUGGAGAGAGGAACACGAAGGGGACCCCGCAGAGAAACAGGGAGCGGCAGUAA